AUGAACUUUCUCAAUAUUGCUCAGCCAAAGAUGAAUUUCUAUCACUCACUUACGCAACAGCCAAUUCCUCUGAAAAAUCAGAGCGCUCAAACCCUCUCAGAUCUAUGCAAGUCUACCAUCCCUCAACCCUUCCUGAACCCUCUCCUCCCCUCACCUCACCUCCAAACAGCCUGGAAUGUCGCUACCCCUUACGACACUCCGGUGACCUACAAACGGCACGUAUUUACUGCCACGCACGAUACAUACCCCGGUACCUUCACAGUGGACUUCGUCGUACACACACCUAGUGUUCCAGACCCUAGACUCCCUCAUCGAACAUCGUACUACACGACUACUGAAUUUGAGGCCUUCACGUCCCAAGAUACAAAACCCAUGCUUAUCACUCUUCAUGGGCUUAGCGGCGGAUCAGAUGAGAAUUAUGUCAAAGAAUGUCUGCGUCUACUGACCGAAGACAAGACAUGGGAGGCAUGUGUAAUAAAUUCUAGGGGUUGUGCAAAGUCGGAGCUGAGCUCACCGAUUUUAUACCACUCUUCAGCGACAUGGGACCUCCACCAAGUAGCGACUUUCUUGACACAGAGGUUCCCGAAUAGGAAAUUAUAUGGAUUAGGGUUUUCGUUAGGUGCAAACGUUCUGACAACAUAUGCCGGACAGCAAGGGAACAACUGUGUAUUAAAGGGUGCAGUCGUUUGUUCGAAUCCAUGGAACUUCGAUAUUUGCAGUAUUCAUCUACAGAGGACUUGGAUUGGGAAUAUGUAUUCAAAAGCAAUGCUGCAUAAAGCGGAAAUUUCGAUGAACCAAAAUAUCGAUUUUGAGAAGCUCGAGCAGGCGGGUGAUUUCAAUGAGUUUAACAGGUUCAUACAGUGUCCAACAUGGGACUAUCCGACCGAAGGUGCAUACUAUCGAGACACUGCAAGCGUGAAUUGGCUGCUGAAAGUGCAAAUCCCGUUACUUGCCAUACAUGCAGAAGAUGACCCUUUGGCCUGCAAAGAGGCGAUUCCUUACCAAGAGUUUGAAAGUAACUCAAAUACAGUACUUUGUACUACCAAGUCUGGUGGUCAUCUCGGUUGGUACGAAAUCACUGGAUCUAGAUGGCAUGCUAGAGCUGCUGCUGCAUUUCUAAACAAGCUGGCAUUAGAAACAACCACUGAGCGUAAAGAACCUCGGUCGUUGGGCUCGGAUUUGACGGAUAGAGAUUGA
Molecule: messenger RNA, 1197 nt
Organism: Pseudovirgaria hyperparasitica
Lineage: Eukaryota; Fungi; Ascomycota; Dothideomycetes; Acrospermales; Acrospermaceae
Product: hydrolase, alpha/beta fold family
Exons: 6
Coding region: 1-1197 (398 amino acids)
Biological process (GO): medium-chain fatty acid catabolic process; medium-chain fatty acid biosynthetic process
Molecular function (GO): monoacylglycerol lipase activity; acetylesterase activity
Source: RefSeq, a predicted model, not a curated record